Molecule: messenger RNA, 1065 nt
Organism: Rosa rugosa (rugosa rose)
Lineage: Eukaryota; Viridiplantae; Streptophyta; Magnoliopsida; Rosales; Rosaceae
Exons: 4
Coding region: 97-750 (217 amino acids)
Source: RefSeq, a predicted model, not a curated record
UUUCAAAUUUUUUCUUUCCAUACAUUUGUUAGUCCAUGGAACUUUUAUUCCAUCGAUUUGGGUCAGAGAAAUUUCAAUUGCAUAGGUGGAGCAUAUAUGAUUAUUAAUACUACUUUUUAUCCUCUGUUUAAAUCAUGUAUCAUUUUCUUUAGGGAUACUGUUGUUCCAAUGAGAUGGCCGGUGGUUUUCAGCAAUUUCCCUAUAGCUGAUCAUGAGGAGUUCCUUUCAAAACCAUUGUCUGCUUUCAGUAUAACAACUAAUCGAGAAACAGCAACUUCAACAUAUGGGGAGACAGCGAAAGCAGUAAAACCAAUUAUGCUUUAUGUCAAUAAAAAAGAACGACUGUUAUGGAAAAGAAAGGCUGAAGAAGGAGUGAAGGAUUUCUACACUUGCCUUGAAGCUAACCCUGAGUUCUUGUCAAAACCAUUAUCAUCACUAAGUCUUGCAGAUAAGCCAAAAGCAUCUACUUCCACUGAAAUGAAGACAGGGAAAGCAGUAAAACCAAUUAUCUUUUCAAAAAGCAAUGCCAAUCAAAAAGAAAGAUUGUUAUGGAAAAAAAAGGGUGAAGAAGGAGUGAAGGAUUUCAGCACUUGCCUUGAAGCUAACCCUGUGGAGUCAAAACCAUUAUCAUCACGAAGUCUAGCAGAUAAGCCAGAAGCAUCUACUUCCACUGACAUGAAGACAGGGAAAGCAGUAAAACCAAUUAUCUUUUCGAAAAGCAAUGCCAAUCAAAAAGAAAGAUUGUUAUAAAAAAAAAAGGGUGAAGGAGUGAAGGAUCUCAGCACUUGCCUGCUUCAAGGCCCUUUGGAGUUCUUGUCAAAACCAUUAUCAUCACUAAUGGUUUUGGGGCUACUUCUGCUUUUGGGAUUGAUUUUUGGGCUGCUUCUGCUUUUGGGCUUACAAUAUUUGGGAUUGAUUUUGGGGCUGCUUCUGCUUUUAGGCUUACAGUAUGGUGUUUGGUAAAGUUCCCUAGAAGUUGCUUUUGGUCCAAAUAGCUUCUCCCGAAGCUGAUUAUGAGAAGCAACCAAAUCAUAGCUUUUGGAGCUGCUUUUGUGGAAAACACGG